AUGAAAGUACAUCAAAUUAUGAAGUUUGAUGGUUGUAGUUCUUUGCCAUUAUUAAAUCCAUUGUGUAGGAGUUUAAGUUCAACUGAAGUAUCAACUGCACUUAGGCCUUUUUAUUUCUUUGUUCAUCCGGAUCUUUUUGGACAAUUUCCCGAAGAAAGAGCGAUAAAUGAAAAUUCUUUAAAACUACUUAGCUCUUAUCUUGAAACUCUUAUUCUGAAUUUGUUGGAAGGAGAUUGGCUUUCAAAAAAUUACAGUACAGCUCAAGAGCAAUUAAAAGCUCACGAACCAUUAAGAGAUGAAAUUAAAAAAUUAAAGUAUAGAUUGUGCAAUGAGCUUGAUUUGAAAAAAAUAAAAUGGGAUUGCGGUUGGAACAUAUCUCAUUUCAAAGGGUCUUUGCAAAGUUUGCUCAUUUUAUACGAACAUCAUCCGCAGGAACUUAAAUCUUUGUCUGGUAAAACAUUAAUUUUCGGUAACGAAACCGGAGUAAAUUUAGACGGUGACGUCAUGCUCAAUUGUGGAGAAGUUCGUAAUAAUUGGUUGGAUGUGAUAAAAAAUAUUCACCGUCAGGAUAAGGUUAUUUUAAAAUUACCACAGUUUGAAAAAGCUGUUUCGAGAGUAUUAAGAGAUAUUAAAGUAGUUCAUCGUAAAUUUCAACCCAAAGUCACGGCUGAAAAAUAUGAAAAUCAAUUGAGGAGACUCAUAACUUCGUUAAGUGAUUAUCAAGGUCGUAAUGGUUAUCCUAAACAUUGGCCAGAAAAAUUAAACAAGUUUGAAUUGGUUGUUGAAACGGAAGCAGGACCUUUAAUGGUGUCACCUACCGGACAAAUAAUCGUUCCUUCAUCCUGCCCUGCAUCGAUUUUGGUAAAUUUUAUAAGUGAAAAUUUAGAAGAAGCCAACAGAUUAUUAGACGAAUAUAAAAGCAAUAAAUACGUUGAAAAAGAUAUUCAUUCAAGAGUAGUUUUAGAAUUUCGUUUGUUGAGUUUGAGGAAAGAUGACAAUAUAACUCCUAAAUUAAUGAUCGAUUGUUGCAACAAUAUGUUAAAACAUAAAAAUAUUUUGAAGCCAUUAUUAAAUAAUUCUAGUCUAUUUAUCACGUCGUAUUUUUCCUUACUUUCGGAUGGACAAAUGUGCAUCCCAUGGAAUUGGAAAAUUUAA
Pediculus humanus corporis (human body louse) is the source of this 1155-nucleotide messenger RNA. RefSeq lists its product as uncharacterized. Gene Ontology annotation, cellular component: mitochondrion. Bases 1 to 1155 code for a protein of 384 amino acids. The record is from RefSeq and is a predicted model, not a curated record. Lineage: Eukaryota; Metazoa; Arthropoda; Insecta; Psocodea; Pediculidae. The transcript is spliced from 9 exons.